Messenger RNA from Chenopodium quinoa (quinoa), 498 nucleotides. Its product is annotated as protein MNN4-like. The transcript has 3 exons. The record is from RefSeq and is a predicted model, not a curated record. Lineage: Eukaryota; Viridiplantae; Streptophyta; Magnoliopsida; Caryophyllales; Amaranthaceae. Bases 11 to 430 code for a protein of 139 amino acids.
CGAUCAAAAGAUGAAAGAAAAGAAGGGGAAAAACAACCAGAAAAACCUUCUAAAGAAACACAAAAGGUUCAAUCAAAAGCAACAGAGUUACCAAAAAAAAAGGGUGAAGCAUAUUGCAACAAAAAAGAAAUCAUCAAACAACUGUUCGGAAGCCUCCUCAAGCAAGAGUACACAAGCUAAAGAUCAACAGAACAAGCAAAACUCAAAAACACAAAAAAAAAACAAUGAGAAAGAUGGAGGUGUGAAAGAAAAGGAAACUCUGAAAACUGAAAAAGUUAAGGUGGUGAAGGGGAAACAAAGUGAGAAAGUUGAUGGUGUAAAAAAUGAGAAAGCACAUAAAAAAAGAAAGAGAGAUGCAAAUGAAGAUGUACAUGAGGUGGUAAAUCUUGAUGAUGCUGAAGAUUUGGAUGAUUAUGUUGUUUUACUUUGAUCGCAUUCAAAAGAAAAGCAUCAUGCCACCAAGAACUCCUCCUAUCAUAUCUGUAUGGACAAAGGAUA